AUGAGUUUGAGUGUGAAGGAGAUGGACAACGACGAGCUCCAAAGAGAAAGCGACGAGAGGAAGGGAAAUCACGGCGGAUCCGAUCGUUCUUUUGCGGGUUUUGGAUUCUCGAAGGUGGUUUUUUCUUUGUUGUGGCGACGUUGGGUGGCGAGAGAUGUCCUUGGGUUGGCUUCGGGCGACAAGCAUCGUUCCAAUGAGUUUGGGUGUGAAGGAGAUGGACGACAACGAGCUCCAAAGAGAAAAUGUUUUCCCGUUGCCCUCCCAAACAAGGGGUGA
Dovyalis caffra is the source of this 276-nucleotide messenger RNA. The record is from the annotation of a GenBank genome assembly. Lineage: Eukaryota; Viridiplantae; Streptophyta; Magnoliopsida; Malpighiales; Salicaceae.